Messenger RNA from Aureobasidium pullulans EXF-150, 1112 nucleotides. Its product is annotated as chondroitin AC/alginate lyase. The coding region runs from base 1 to 921 and encodes 306 amino acids. The transcript is spliced from 2 exons. The record is from RefSeq and is a predicted model, not a curated record. NCBI's taxonomy places the organism in Eukaryota, Fungi, Ascomycota, Dothideomycetes, Dothideales, Saccotheciaceae. Gene Ontology annotation, molecular function: lyase activity. Gene Ontology annotation, cellular component: periplasmic space.
AUGGAGUAUGCUGCAGGCGUCCCGUUGAGCAGCGUUUGGCAGCAGCUCGCCGCCAAUGCGUCCGUUCGCAUUCUGAAUGCAUACAGCUCGACCCUCAAGGGUCUCCAAGGAAGCACCGAUUUGUAUCUUUCAGCGGGACUAUAUGGAUAUCAGUUCGCGAACGCUGCAGAACUAAUGCGCUCUUACUCUGGAUGGAACAUCUCAAGCCAACAUGACUUCGGAACCAUUCUUACGGACAUCUUUGCGAGCGUGAGUCUUUCGUUUCUGGAGAAACACAACGGCAACCCAACUUCCAAGUUCCAUGGGCAUUAUUACGCCAACUGGGAUCUGUGCAACAUCGCAAAUCUCAUGGCUGUUGGUAUCUUCACGGACAAUCAGACAAUGUACGACUACGCCACAGAAUACUUCUUGACUGGUGCUGGAAAUGGUGCCCUACCCAACUUCGCAGUCGCCAAUUUUACUGAAGAGGGCACAGGAAAGACCCUCACGCAAGGCCAAGAAGCAGGGAGAGAUCAAGGACAUGCGACUCUUGACUUUGCACUGCUCGGUGUAAUUGCACAGCAAGGAUUCAAUCAAGGAAACGAUCUGUUCGCGACAUACGAAAGCAUGAUCUUGAACGCGCAAUACAAUGUCAACCAGACAGUACCAUACACUGCGUACGACAGCUUCGAAGGCGUCCAGUACAACGUCUCAACCAAGAGUCGUGGCAACAUACGUCCUGGUUUUGAAUUGCUCGUUGCGCACUAUGAGGAUGUCAAAGGUUUGAAUGCAUCUUGGAGUGCAGCAUAUCGUGACUACGUCAAUCAGAACACUGAGCUCGGCGUGGAAGGAGGUGGCGGUAACUACGGUCCGAACUCGGGAGGGUUCGAUGCUCUUGGACACGGGACUUUGAUGUAUCGCCGGAAAUGCGACGAGGAGUGAGCAGUUCCGUCAGCCCGAACACCCAUGUACCAGACUGUGGUUUCCGUUACAAAAGCAGACUCCAUUUAUCUACGAGCCACGAACAUGCCCACAAAUGAGAUGCCAUAUGCAGCUGCAGCAAGGGAAAAUGGCAGACCCAGCCACGUGCCUCCUCAGUGGAUACCCUGAGUCAAACCCACAUUGGCUAGAAC